Mercenaria mercenaria is the source of this 5303-nucleotide messenger RNA. RefSeq lists its product as uncharacterized. Gene Ontology annotation, biological process: regulation of transcription by RNA polymerase II. Bases 230 to 2296 code for a protein of 688 amino acids. NCBI's taxonomy places the organism in Eukaryota, Metazoa, Mollusca, Bivalvia, Venerida, Veneridae. The record is from RefSeq and is a predicted model, not a curated record. The transcript has 10 exons. Gene Ontology annotation, molecular function: RNA polymerase II cis-regulatory region sequence-specific DNA binding; zinc ion binding; nuclear receptor activity. Gene Ontology annotation, cellular component: nucleus.
CUCUGAAAAAAAACACGUAAACAUGCGUUGAUCACAGAUUAUCGACCUUGACCUAGAUGAGGACUACAUUGCCCGGAUGUUACGUUGUGUAUCCAUUUUGUAAACGCAUGUACGCAGGGAUUUAUUUUCAACAUAACUGCUGCUUAAAGCCUUCCAGAUCGAUCAUUUACCAAGUGAGAAAUGUCCAAGAAUAUCUGAAAGUAGUGGUUGCCCUUAUACCAUUGAUUUGAUGGAAAUGUCCAUAGUUACAUCAACUGUACCAUCUUCUGGCUAUGAUGAUAUUCCUCAACAACUGUCUCCUAUUACUUCUGCUGUACUAUCACAACAAGUUCCUGUUAGUAAUCUGGCCACACCAGUAACACUGAGUAUCAGUACAGACGUUCCUUCUAGCAGAUGUAGCAGUUCCAUAACGUCCAAAAGUAUGCCGGUGAAAGCGGGGAACGGUAGAACGCCCACUUGUAAAGUUUGUGGAGAUGAAUCAUCAGGGUACCAUUAUGGGGUGGACUCAUGUGAGGGUUGUAAGGGCUUCUUUAGAAGAUGUAUAACACAGGGAAUGACACAUAAAUGCUCAAAUGAAGAAAAGUGUGAAAUAACGCCUUUUACUCGAAAUUCCUGCCAGUAUUGUAGAUUAAAAAAGUGUUUUGCUGUUGGAAUGUCCAGAGAAGCAUCCCGAUUAGGCAGACGACCAAAGCGGUUAAAAGAUUCAAGCGGCGUAGAACCAAAAAGAGAGACCAACGUGCCUAUUGCACCAUAUCCUUCACCAGCAGAACUUUACAAACUUAGAAUGGCAGAAUUGCAGAGAUUACUCCAGCAGAAUGGGACAUUCAAGUCCGAAUUGAUGCAGGCGUUCUUGUCGGCGGCUCAGGUCAGCUUCCGAGAGCAUCAACGUAACAGCAACAGUAAUGACAAUCAGAAAAACAAGAAGAACGUCCAGCAGUCCAAACAGAGCGGGACAGAAUCUGGGUAUACCUCUAGUACUGUGAGCAGUCCAACUAGUAACACCAGUCACUCGCCUAAUAUCAUAGAUCAAAAUAUCCAGAAUAGAAACCAGUUGAAUAUUGACUCAAAAUCUGGAAUCAUUGAGGAUCUGGACAAUUUUAAAAUAUCCUCUGAAAAUACCUCGGUCACAGAUAAUAGUCAUACUUUGUUGCCGACAACUACGUCAUCAUUAACCACUGAAACAAAAGAUUUAUCUGCAGAUGUUAAAAUUGAACCAGGACUUGAUAAUAGGGAGUUCACAGCCAUGACACAAGUUGUUGAUAAUUCAAGCAGUACUAUGAUGGGCGGAAUGCCGCCAAUGCCAGAUGCAGCGUCACCUUUCACGAUGCCGGAACUUUCUCCGGACAUGAUGAUGAUGAUGCCGGACAUGAUGGAAAUGAUGGGAGAUGGAAGCAUGAUGUCUGGAAUGAUGAGUGGCAUGAUGCCGGAAAUGAUGGUAGAACAGCUUCCGGAACCUGAUGAUAAUGCCAAUGAGAUUGACAUUGAGAGAAUCAUGGAGGAAGUAAAACAUGUGCCGUCUUCGCUACGGCAACAACUGAUUGACCAGGUGAUACAGACUGUCUCCGAGGCCCACAUGGCAACAGUUACACCCACCAGACAGAAGGUUGCUGAGGCUGAUGAAAAAUUUGCCAAGAAAGUGUUGGAAGGAAACUUGCCUGACUUGUCAAAGCUGUCAAUCAGCCCUACUCACAUGUGGCAAAAAAUGAUUAAAAAUAUGGUUUUUGAGAUAACACAGGCUGUGAGAUUCUGCAAGAAGUUACCAGGGUUUGGUGAGAUUCAGCAGGAUGAUCAAAUUGUGUUGAUAAAGAAAGGCUCAUUUGAGAUUUUACUGUGCCGCAUGUGCCUCCUUGUGGACCAUGUCAAAGAAGAGAUGUUUGACCCCAUGAUGGAAAUGAAAUGCCCUAGAAUGGUGAUAAGGAACAUGCCAAUGGGUCCAUUUAUUGAUGAGUUCUUUAAUGUGGCGAUACAGCUAAACCCACUCAGACUGACGGAUGAGGAAAUUGGAAUCUUCUCAGCUGCCCUCAUUAUGUGUCCAGAACGAGAGGGAUUGACCAACGUUCUUGCUGUAGACAAGCUGCACACACUCUUUUUACAGUCUCUGUAUUAUGAAAUGAGGAAUAACCACAAUGACUAUGAAAGCAAAUUUGCUAGACUUCUUAGUGUAAUCCCAGUGUUUAGAAAUGUGAAUGCAAAGCACUCCAUGGCGUUGAAUGCGAUGAAAAUGCAAAAGGCUAGUGUGGUUGAAGACUUCCCAGAACUUCACAAAGAAAUUUUUGAUAUCAAAGAUGAUAAUUAGAAUUUUGAUAUAGUUGACAGAAGUGGGGUAAAAGUUGAAAGGGGCUUUCCAGUCAGUUCAGAUCUCGUGAUGUUUUUCUGUAAACUAGCAUGAUGUUAGUAAUUUACUGGACAGUAGAGACAAUUUCCGGGUGCAUUGUGCUAUAAAGCAGUGUUACUACUUUUAGAAUAGUAGACUGUGACACUGACUUGAUGAAGUUUAUGGAAAAGCUUGUAAACAUUGAAUAAAAUGGCACAUGGUGCCAAGCUGUCAAGUGCUAUGACUAAAAAAAAAAUAGAAAGAAGAAACAGUUUAGUAUGUUUGCUUGCCUUUCUUAAAUAUAACUUCAUAUUCAGUUUAUAUAGGAAAACUUGUUAUGACUUAAGGUAGUUCUGUAAGGUUGAUAACAUAGUAACAUUUUUUUCUGGAUAAUGUAGAAUAAAGCCUGAAUUUGGUGUACAAAAAAUGAAAUUCAUUUUAUGAAUUAAUGGCAACCUGUGAGUGAAUUUAUUACAAUGGCAGUGUAGUAUGAUAUUAAAACAUCCAACUUUUUAAGUAAUUUUUACAAAAAAUGUCUUAAAAUCAGCAUGAAAUGUGUGGAUCACUUUAAUCAUUGGCAAAUAUCCCCGAAACAAGUACACGGACAUAUUCAUUUAACUUCACCAUACUAUAGGCCAUAUGUUUAUUUACAACUGAAAAGUUCCAUUAAAAUCUAUUGGCGAAAAUGUUAUCAAAAUUAUAAUUUUCCCAUAGACUCCUAUUAUGAAAACUUUUUUGUGGUCCAAAUUUUUCAAAUCAGUCUAGCAAAAAAUCGAGCACACGACCCUAUCUUUUUUACUUGCCAAAUAUUCUUAGCAUAUUCUGAAGUUUUGAAAAAUGAAGGUUUAAUUAAAUUCUACAUUGUAGACAAUUUUUCAUCCGAAAGUGCAGAACUACCUUAAAGGAAGCAGGUUUCUGAUUUAGGUAAUGAGAAAGCUGCAGAUAGACGGCAUCGCUCAUUAACUCAUGUCAGGGAAAGGUUGAUCCAUCUGUAUUAGUGUCAACGUUGAAUCAUACAAUUAUUUGUUACUGAUAUAUUAUAUGUUUAAAAAAAAAAUGUUUUUGAAUAUAGCUGUACAUUAUAUCUGUUAGAGCUUAAGAAUUUAUCAAGAACUUGCUUGCAUUGGCCACACCAAGCUUUUUAAGGCCAGUUACAUAAAGGGGAAAAAUAAUGAAAAAAAAUGACCCUUUAUACAAUUUUGUUGAGUGAUUAGAGUGAUCCUAAUUAGAAGUAUGAGAGCAGUUUGACUACCAUUUUUUCUAGGCAUCAGUACUGGUGAGGUAGCCAGGAAACGGAUGCUCCUAGGCAUCAGUACUGGUGAGGUAGCCAGGAAACGGAUGCUCCUAGGCAUCAGUACUGGUGAGGUAGCCAGGAAACAGAUGCUCCUAGGCAUCAGUACUGGUGAGGUAGCCAGGAAACAGAUGUUUCUAGGCAUCAGUACUGGUGAGGUAGCCAGGAAACGGAUGCUCCUAGGCAUCAGUACUGGUGAGGUAGCCAGGAAACGGAUGCUCCUAGGCAUCAGUACUGGUGAAGUAGUCGGGAAACAGAUGUUAAGCUUUCUCUGCAAUCAAUGAAUUACAAUGCAUUUAAAGUAACUAAAGAAUGAUAUUAUUAUGUGAAAAGAUAAGAGUAUAAGUUUACAUCAUUCAUUUACAUUUAUUGUGUAUAUAUAUAUAUAUAUAUGUAUAUUCAUCAUGUAUAACAACACCAUAUACAAGACUAAAUUUGAAACUGCUUAUAAACAAGGUGUCUAAUUGUACUCUGUUUUAUUUUUAUACAAUUAUAAAUGGUAAAUGUCUGUUGAUGGACAACAUUACAAGAAUCAAAACAGUGCAAACAUACAGGCAUGAUAAAUACUGUAAAAUCAUUUAAUUUCAUGGGCACAACAUUUCGUGGUUUGGGUCAAAACAGCUAUUCGAUGGGGAUAUAAACUUUGAACAUAUAAAAAUUUGACAUUGUACUGGUUUGGUUGGAUUCAGUUUCCUGGAUUGACUCAACCAUGAUAUCCAGGAAAAGUAGUCCGUACGAAUAUGAACCCUUAUCCUGCUGAAUUUCUAUAAUGAAUUUGGAUAGUACCAUUAACUGUCAAAAUGGGGUUCCUUACCAAAAAGACUCUGAUGUGCAGGCUGAUUAUGAUUUGCACUGUUGGCAAAGACAAAAUCAUUAGUGUCCCCAUGAAUAUUAAUGACUUUACAGUAUAGCAGCUUAUUGAAGAUUCUGCAUGGGUUUUCCUUGUGCGUUGCUAAUUCCUUCAUUUGAUAUAUUAUGUGAUAACAAAUAGAUUUGUGCAUUACAAUACGUGAAUUUGAAGUGGUUUUUUUUUUAGUGUAUACUUUUUAUUUUCUUGAUGAUAGGCAAAAUAUUAGAAGAUUCGCAUAAAAUGUUAAGACAAUCAGUGCUCAUAUUUUAGCUAUAAUUUUUUUCUCUUUCAUUUUAUAAGCCAUGUCUUGUGAAGGAAAAAGCAACCAAUUUUAGUUUAUCUUUUAGCAUAAUAGAUAUUCAUCCCAGAUUGAAGUAUUUUUGAAGAGGCUUACAAAAUUUUGAUACAGAAAAAGUCUAUUCCUGUCAUUUGAAAAUCACUGGUUGUUUUCUAGUGUACUAUAAGUACACAACUGUGUAUGAUUGUUAUUUUACAGAUAACCAUUGCUUUACAUUUGAACAUUUUUAUAGGUGAAAAUUUUACGGGUGAGCCCAACUGCUUCACUUUAAGCUUGUGAUAUUAGAAUUUAUUUGUACAUAUUUUAUUCUUACAGCAUUUUUGGAAAAAUAUUUUACCCAUGAAUUCAGAAUUGAAGCUGUAGAUUUCAUUUUAUCAUUUUAGUCCAAGUUAGUGAGUGUUGCUCACUAAUUCUGUUGAUUUUAUUUCAAAAUGUACAUUUUGUCAUGAAUAUAUUGCAUUUUUCAUUAGUGAGAUAUUAAGUGUAAAUGAAAUCAUAUUGUGCUGUUUAAGAAUAUAUACUGUGAAAAUCAAUAAAGGUUAGAAACAUC